GAGAGAGAGAGAGAGAGAGAGAGAGAGAGAGAGGUGUGAUCGUAAUCGAGAGGGAGAGGAGGCGAAAGGCUGGGUGGGGUUCUUUCUUUUCUUUUUUCCUCGUUUCUUUUCUCCUAUUUCUUGUACGAAGCUUCUUCUUUCCAUGGCGGUGGCGGUGGCGGCGAAGGUCGGGACCCACGCGGAGGCGACUAGGAUUGAGAGAUCUCCCCGAAUCCGAGGCUGAGGCAGCUCGGAGAGACGAAUCUGAAGGGGAUCCGCGUAUCGGUUCGAGGCUCGAAGGAGAAUUUUGUAGGAGAAAUCGGGGAACAAGAAGGCGGAGCUCCUCUUCUCUCGUUUUUGAUUCCUCUCGUGCCUCUCUCUUCUUUCAUCCAUGGGUCGGUUUCCCUCCAUUUAUCCUCUGAUCGAUCUGGGGAAAGGAUUGGGAUAAAUCCUUCCUGGAAAAUCUUUAUCUCACAAAAGGCACUGUAGAUAUCGACAUUUAUUGUACUUCAAAUAAAGAUGAAUUUGUCCAUCAAAGGUCUGGCAAACAAGGAUGCCAAGUUAAACUCAUUGAACAAAGUUACCGCAUUAAAUCCCCAUGCAGCUGAAUUUGUUCCUUCAGCCCUUAGAAAUAUAUAUGGAAACUCUGAAAGCUCAGAUGCAACCAGGCAGGAUGUUCCGGGCUCUUCUAAAAAAACAGCCUUAGAUCGUUCAGGAUCUAGUAUUUCAAAUAAUUCAGAUGAUGAAGCACAUCAGUACUGGCGUUGUCAGCUUCCUGAUGAUAUUACUCCUGACUUCACAGCCUUGGGAGAAGAAGAGCUGCAUGGACCCGAACAUCUCUCACUUGCAGGUUUAUCAAUACAGGAUAGUGUUGGGACAUCAAGAUUCUCAGCAUCCACUGCCAGUCAGACAUUGCGCAUGCGACAAAAUCUAUCUUCACUUUCUAGCGAUGGUCUCAACCUGGGGGAAAACAUGGGAUAUUCUGGCUCUAGCUGUGCUGGCGAACGUUUCUCAACUGAUUUCAUGACUUCGGCUGACAAUUCCUGGGGUAAACAAUUCAUCAAUGCUGAACAGCGUCAUACCAAUGGAAGGGAUGGGCAUUAUUACAAUGGAGAUUCUGGUGCUGUUUCAGUAAACGAUUUAAUAGGUGAUAGUGCAGUGACCAAGGAUGCUGCCAUCCAUCCCCUAGAGUUUCUGUCAUCAAAGUUUCCUGAUUUUGCAGCGCAGAGCCUUGCAGAUGUUUAUUAUGGAAGUGGAUGUGAUUUGAACUCGACGAUCAAGAUUCUCACUCAACUUGAGGUAGGUGGUGGUUUUAAUCAGAAAUCAUUAGCAGCCCCAAGCUUUAGCAUGCUGGAUUUUCCUGCUCUGCUGGUGGCAGGUGCUCAAAAUUGGCUGUCCAAGUAUUCCAGAGAAGAUAUACAGCAGGCUUCCAGUACAUAUAGAUCUCCUUCCACUAUCUUUAGAGGUGAUAUAGAUUUUGCUUCAACUGCUAGAAAACUUGCAUCCCAUGAUAGUGGUCAUUGGAGACAUGAGAUUAAUGGUUCUGCUGAUGGUGGUGUGGGCUCAAGUAGAAGCUCUCAACUUUUAGCUAGCUCAUAUGGUCAUGGUAAAAUGGCUUACGGUAACAAAUUGCAAGGUCUCAGUGCAACGCAGGCAGCUCCAGUUUGGCCCGAAACUGGAGAAGCAGUGGCAAAUAUGUAUUCGGAGUCAAGGGAGGAUGGCCAUGAUUUUGCACACCUUCAAAAUACAUACCUUGAACAGGCAAGACAAGCCUAUCAAAUCGGCAACAAGGCUCUAGCAAAGGAACUGAGUCUGAAGGGGCAGUUGUGCAAUAUGCAGAUGAAAGCAACUCAUGAAAAAGCUAAAGAAACAAUUUAUCGACAUAGAAAUCCACUCUCACCCGAGAUCCAGGGUUGCAGCCUGGGGCAAGACCCUGUGAUUGACCUACGUGGACUUCAUGUGACGGAAGCCAUACAUGUUCUAAAUCGUGAUCUGAGCAUGCUGAGGACCAGCGCAAGGUCCACCAGGAAGCGACUGUCGGUCAUGGUAUCUGUAGGCACCGGUCACUACGCCAAGGGCAUCCGAACUCCUGCAAGGCUUCCUGCAGCAGUCGAGCAGUACCUGGUGGAGGAAGGUCUUCCAUACACACAGCCUCGGCCAGGUCUUCUCCGUGUUGUGAUAUAUUGACACCCUGUAAGGUAUAUAUACCACACAAAGGUUAAAAAAUGGAAAAAAAAAACAAAAAGAUCACACACCUAGAUUCUUGUAUCUGUGUACAUCGGCGGAAGAGAAGAGGCAUUGAUACAGUCUGGCAACAGCAGCUGUAAUAUUAAUAGCACUGGUGGCAUUCAUGUCACAUUUUGUAAGUUCUCUGGCGGAAUUCCGCAAUACUUGCUUCACAUGGUUCUUUGGUUUUUGUUGUGCCCCCAGAUUCUUUUAGUAUGUUCAUUUUAUUGUCUCUUUUUUCUCUCCUGUCGCAUACUCAUGGAAGGUGACAAUCAUGCUGGUUCUUUGAUUUCUAUUGCCUUUCUAUGUUUUCUCAA
Molecule: messenger RNA, 2522 nt
Organism: Phoenix dactylifera (date palm)
Lineage: Eukaryota; Viridiplantae; Streptophyta; Magnoliopsida; Arecales; Arecaceae
Product: polyadenylate-binding protein-interacting protein 7-like
Source: RefSeq, a predicted model, not a curated record